AUGUUGGCGUAUGGUGCAUCUGCUGAUCAGGUGGAUGAGAUUGCCCGGAUGGGGAAGUCCACUGCCUUGGAGAGUUUGGUUAGAUUUUGUGAUGCAGUUGAAACUCUGUACACCAGGGAUUACCUGCGCCAACCCACGCCCAGGGACCUGCAACGACUUUUGCAGAAAGUUGAACGGAGAAGAUUUCCAGGAAUGAUUGGUAGCAUCGAUUGCAUGCAAUGGCAAUGGAAGAAUUGUCCAACUGCUUGGCAAGAUGAGUACCGAAAUCAGAAAGGCCAAAAAAGCAUCAUCAUUGAAGCCGUUGCAGAGGGUUACAGAAAGGAUGUGGAGAGGUGCUUUGGUAUCCUCCAAGCUCGGUGGGCGAUCAUUAGGGGUGCAGCGCAUAUGUUUGAUGAGGAGGUGUUGAGGGGCCUCAUGAUGACAUGCAUCAUCCUUCAUAACAUGAUUGUGGAGGAUGAGUAUGAUUACGAAGCUAAAGAGGUGUACGAACCCGAUCCCAUGAACACGGCCUUGACCCGAAUUUAUGAAAAACCAAUAGGGUUAAAUGGAGCACCAGUGGAGCAUGAACUGUUGGUUAGAGAUGGUCUUUUCAUGAACCGUAUGAUUGAUCGAUAUACGGAGAUGCAAUCUUCAUAUAUUCAUGAACGCCAUCAAGUUGACUUAAUAGAGCAUUUAUGGGCGGUGAAAGGCAAUGACGGUGAAUGA
Prunus mume (Japanese apricot) is the source of this 705-nucleotide messenger RNA. The record is from RefSeq and is a predicted model, not a curated record. Lineage: Eukaryota; Viridiplantae; Streptophyta; Magnoliopsida; Rosales; Rosaceae.